AUGCGGCCAGCGUGGCUGGCAUGGGCGUUGACCCUUGCCGCCCCGGCCCUCUCAGAGGCUGCCCCGCCAGGCAAUCGGAAAGAUGCAGUCAUCGCAGCAGACGCUGUUCAGGGAGAGUCGUCAGCAGAAGGAGGAGAAGGCGUUGAUUAUACCAUCUUCAACGGCAUCAAGGUCCCGCCCUUUAAGUUGUUGACUAUGGAUAAUUUCGAGUCCACCAUCAAAGAUGGUAACUGGUGGAUCAAGAACUUCUCGCCCUACUGCGGGCAUUGCAAAGCAGUAGCUCCCCUUUGGCAGACGAUAUACGAGUUCUACUACACAUCAGAUCCUCUCGAGGGCAUGACCAAAGCCGAACAACCCGAUCUCGAUUCACCAAAUUCCUUCCAUGGCUAUUACAAUUUCCACUUCGCGGCGGUCGACUGCGUCGUCCAGGGCGAUCUUUGCCAGAAGCUCGGAAUCAAGGCGUAUCCGACUUUCAAUCUCUACAAGAAUGGAGAGUUCGUCGAAAAGUUCGAGGGCACCAAGAACAUGCAAGGCUUCAGCGACUAUCUUGAAGAGAAGCUAGAACAAAUCAAACCAGGAUCGCGGCCUAGAGGAGGCGUCCGCGUUCCUCAACCUGGCGCAAAGAGCUCCGAUGAGGGCGCCGCCGCCCCCGAAACGCCUGUGGCUAAGGACAAGGAUCCGGCGGCUGGUGCAGCGGCCGGCGAGAAGCACAACGAGAAGGCUCAGUUGCUGGAGGCAACCCAAUCUACCACCGCGCUUUCCUCUUCCGAAACGGCCAAAAAUGGCAGAAAGGCUCCUCCCAAGAAGGUCGUCACACCCAACCUCAACGGCCAAUCCAUACCGUUGGAUGCGGAGUCCUUCCAGAAACUGGUCACAACCUCACAGGACCCAUGGUUCAUCAAGUUCUUCGUUCCUUGGUGCCCUCAUUGCCAACAUUUGGCUCCAACCUGGAUGCAGCUUGCCAAGGAAAUGGAGGGUAAGCUCAACAUUGGCGAGGUGAAUUGUGAGGCUACGCCGCGCCUGUGCAAGGAUGCCCGUGUUAGUGCUUAUCCGACCAUUUACUUCUUCCGAGGUGGUGAGCGUGUCGAAUACAAUGGCCUCCGUGGUCUGGGCGAUCUGAUUUCCUUUACGGGCAAGGCUCUCGACAGCGACGUCAAGUACGUCAACGCAGCAGCUUUCAAGGAGAUGGAGGAAACAGAGGAGGUCAUCUUCACCUAUUUCUUCGACCAUGCGACUACCAGUGAGGACUUCGCCGCGCUCGACAGGCUGACUCUCAGCCUGAUUGGUCAUGGCAAGAUCGUGAAGACGGACGAUCCGAUCUUGGCCAACCGCUUCAAGAUCUCGACAUGGCCUCGUCUGGUUGUUUCUAGAGAUGGUCGGCCCAGCUAUUACACAGCUUUGUCUCCACAGGACAUGCGAGACUUCCGCAAAGUGCUACAAUGGAUGCAAUCUGUGUGGCAACCGCUUGUUCCUGAGCUAACGGCUACCAAUGCUAAGGAAAUCCUCAACGGACGAUAUGCUGUUCUUGGCGUCCUUGAUCGGUCUCGACCAGAUGAGUUCCUGCAGUCCCGACGAGAGCUCAAGAACGCGGCUUUGGAAUGGAUGGACAAGCAGACCCAGCUUUUCCAACUGGAACGCCAGGAAUUGCGGGAUUCGAAGCAGCUUCGAAUUGAGGAGGCGGAAGAUCGGGAUGACCAGCGAGCCCUGCGUCAAGCUAAGAGCAUGGUCAUUAGCAUCACCGAGGAUGACUUCCGGAAGGGAGUGAACUUCGCAUGGGUUGAUGGCGUGUUCUGGGAGCGGUGGCUGAGAAGCACCUAUGGCAUUGACGUAUCCAAGGGUGAGAGGGUCAUUAUCAACGACGAAGACAACCGCCGCUACUGGGAUCAGACAGACACCGGCAACUUCAUCGUACCUUCACGAACAUCUAUCCUGGAAACCCUACCUCGUGUCGUGAGCAACCCACCACGGCUGACGUCGAAGUCGACCAUCGGCGCGUUCGAGAAUGUUAUUUUCCAAAUCAGAAAUUUCGGCACCUACCACCCCUAUCUGAGCGUCAUCGUGCUGAUCGGCGCGAUCGUCGGCCUCUUCAGCAUCAUGAGGAAUGGCAGCAGAAUCAAGAACUUUGGUGGCCGAGAGAGGGGCUUUAUCAGGUUAGAUGGCAAGGAAGGUAUUUUGGGCACCGGAGCUGUCAACGGCAAGGCCGAUUGA
Molecule: messenger RNA, 2208 nt
Organism: Cyphellophora europaea CBS 101466
Lineage: Eukaryota; Fungi; Ascomycota; Eurotiomycetes; Chaetothyriales; Cyphellophoraceae
Product: protein disulfide-isomerase domain
Exons: 3
Coding region: 1-2208 (735 amino acids)
Cellular component (GO): endoplasmic reticulum
Molecular function (GO): protein disulfide isomerase activity
Source: RefSeq, a predicted model, not a curated record